GUUUCUUUGUAGCGGGAAAAACCCUUCGAAAUGCCUUUCGUCACCCUAGCUCCUCCGCCUCUCCGCGGCUGUUUGUAUCUUCCACAACCGAAACGUGUAUCUCCGUUCACGGUCCGAUCAUCUUCCAGCCUCCAGGAGAUCGACAAGUCUUCCUCUGCGGCGGAGAGGAAACUGAGCACUGAACUGUACGCUUCCGUACCGUUCCCUCCCAUUCGGACGGCGAAGAGAGUUGUGCUGGUGAGGCACGGGCAGAGCACCUGGAACGCGGAGGGGAGGAUCCAGGGGAGUUCCAAUUUCUCGAUUUUGACUAAGAAAGGGGAGGCUCAGGCGGAGACUUCCCGCCAGAUGCUAAUCGAUGACUCCUUCGAUGUCUGCUUCUCCAGUCCCCUGAUUCGAUCCAAGAGAACAGCUGAAAUUAUUUGGGGGCCUCGCGAGGAGGCGAUGAUUACAGAUUCCGACUUAAGGGAAAUUGACCUUUACUCAUUUCAGGGUCUGUUGAAGCAUGAAGGGAAAGCAAAAUUUGGUGCAGCAUAUCGUCAAUGGCAGGUUGAUGCUGCGAAUUUCAACAUUGAUGGUCAUUAUCCAGUGAGAGAGUUGUGGGCGCGUGCCAGAAGCUGUUGGACUAAAAUUCUAACUCAUGACAGCAGGUCUGUUCUUGUGGUUGCACACAAUGCUGUUAAUCAAGCUCUUGUUGCAACAGCAAUUGGAUUGGGAACGGAGUACUUUAGGAUUUUACUUCAGAGCAAUUGUGGUGUGAGUGUACUUGAUUUCACCCCACGAUCUGAUGGUGGAUCUCCAUAUAUUUGCCUGAAUCGUCUAAACCAGACACCAAAUUCACCUGUUGCUUCUUCUGGAAGUUCUGGAGGCAGAAAGACCAGUAAGCGGAUCAUACUUGUCUGUCAAGGAUCCACACAGAAUGACCCAGAAGCCAAGUUCCCAAAUUCUGGGGAUCAACCCAUGAACAUGCUUGGGAUCAUUCAGUCCCAGAAAACUGCAGAGCUGCUUCUUGAUUUGAAAAUCAGCUCCAUUGUUAGCAGCCCAAAGAAUGCUAGUGUUGAGACAGCCACAAUCAUCUCCAAGCUGCAAGAAGCUGCCGAUUGCUUAGGGGCUGAUUGUGUGCCGCGGUAUGUGGAGAUGAAGGAAAUACAGGACCUCAAUGUUGAAGACAUCCUUUUGCAAUCCGCAAAGGGCACAACGGAGGUUUCAACAUUACAGCCUGGUUGGUUAAAGGAAUUGGAGGACGGAGUAGCAUCAACACUAUGGGAUCAGUCUGGGAGAGCCUGGCAGAAGCUAUUAACUGAACUAUCUGAUGGCUCUGAUCCAGAAAAGAUUGUUGUUGCCGUUGGCCAUCCUGUGUUGCACAUAGCUUUUAUGGGGCAAUGCCUAAAUCUAACAAAAGAUUGGAUGGGAUCAUUCAAUCUUGAUGCUGGGAGUAUCAGUGUCAUUGAUUUCCCCGAUGGACCUACUGGCAGAGGAGUCAUCAGGUGCAUAAAUUACACUGCUCAUCUAGGAAGAUGGUCAAUACCCAUUACAAGAACGACUGUGGAUGAUGAAGCUUUUUAACUGAAAAUGCAAAUACAUCUGAAACAAUCUAAAGAGAAAUUAGAAGAGAAAUGUAAAUGAUGAAAUUUGAGUUGUUGAUAUUGCAAGCAACAAUUUAAG
This is a messenger RNA of Rubroshorea leprosula, 1662 nucleotides long. NCBI's taxonomy places the organism in Eukaryota, Viridiplantae, Streptophyta, Magnoliopsida, Malvales, Dipterocarpaceae. The record is from the annotation of a GenBank genome assembly.